Molecule: messenger RNA, 4590 nt
Organism: Trichomonas vaginalis G3
Lineage: Eukaryota; Parabasalia; Trichomonadida; Trichomonadidae
Product: guanylate cyclase protein
Exons: 1
Coding region: 1-4590 (1529 amino acids)
Biological process (GO): intracellular signal transduction; cGMP biosynthetic process; receptor guanylyl cyclase signaling pathway
Molecular function (GO): guanylate cyclase activity; peptide receptor activity
Source: RefSeq, a predicted model, not a curated record
AUGAUCAAUGUUUUGAACUAUAUUGACUCAAUGAUUUCUCCGCUUAAUUACGUUCACAGCGUGGUAUCUGUUUGGCGCCUUAUUCAGAUUUUCGGUUACAUGUUUUUAUCAAAUUUUAGAACUCUAAAUCCAGAUAAUUCUACAAUUCACAAAUUUUUCAACUACUUUUCGAUUCUUUGGAAUGUUGUCCCCAUAGAUUAUCGUGACAAAUCAUCUUUUAUUAUUGCAGUAAUUUAUUUUGCCGGAACAAGCAUAUUUUUCGGAGUAUUUGCAGCAACCGCCUACUAUUACCAGCAUUAUGGUACUCUAAAUGUCGCUGCGAUGUAUUUCAUACACCUUUUCAUUUCCGUACCCGGUUAUUUAUUACAAGGUCCAUUGUUAGAAAUCUGCUUCGAGACCAUUGGUAAGAUAAUUGCAUCCGUUGAUACAUACUGGUCUCUUGGAUACAAUAUCGCAACGUGGAUAUUAGUUAUCAUUACAUAUUUCACUUGGUACUUCUUCUAUCGCCAAAUUUAUUCAUUCUCGCUUGUAUUUAGACCAACUUCUUUAAUGACUAUUACAGGUUGGCAACAAAUGGCUACAUUCCAAACCGCAACAUUUUCCGCAAUCAUUGUUGGUCUAGCCACAUUUUUGCCCAGAACUUCCCAAGGAGUAUUCAUGAUUAUCGGCUCUUUGGCAUCUCUAUCUGCUUAUUUCUCAAUUUACAAGAAUUUCGUUCUUGUAUCGUUUUGGCACAAUUCUGUGUUCCUUUGCUUCACUAUAUCAGGUCUUAUUUCAUAUCUUGCGUUUGCCAUUAUGAUCUUUUUGAAGAAAGAAAUGACGAUUGCCGGAUUCUUCAUUUGGAUCAUUGCUUUGUUUGUCAUUUUCAUCCUUUCACACUUUAUACAACAGUUCAUGAUAAAGAAGGCCCUUCUAUUGUUGGACAGAAUUUAUGAUGACAAAUCUGUUUUAGAAGAAUACAAACAUCUCCAUCAUCUCUACACCUGCUCACUCAUUGGAUUCCGUUUCUCACAUCCGAUCUCUUUAGAUUUCACCAUCUUCAAACAUAUCACAGAACGUGAUCCAGACAACGAAAACUACUGGAUAACAUACGCAAAACUAGUUGCUAUUUAUCCAGAGUUAAGUGAUGUCCACCAGUAUAUUGUACAGACAAUUAUGAACAAGAAAUGGUCAUCAGGAAAUGUGAAGCAAAUGCUUGCACAGUCAAACAUCAUUUUCCAACAAAGAGAAACAAAUUUGACAGCUGAUUUAAAGAAGAAACUUCAGAAGGUAUCAAAAGAAAUCGGUUCCUGCAAGAGAAGACUUAGACACAUCUGGGACCAAGUCAUUCAAGGAAACAUCGCUGAAAUGGAUGGUGCAAUUGCUUCUGCAUACCAAGCUAUACAAGAAACAGAUGCUUCUUUUGCAUUAUUACUCACACAGUUACCAAACAAUCGUUUCUUGUAUAGAACAUACGCAAACUAUUUAUAUGAUGUUACAAAUGACAUGGAGAAAUACAAAGAAAUAUCAGAUGCAACAAGAUUACUCUCCAGAGGUAUCAGAGUUCAUUCAGAUCAUACUCAAGAACUAGGUUUCAGAGCGUUUCCAAAUUUGCCACAGAUAUUGACACAAUCAACACAAUUACAACUUUCUAGUGUCAACGAAAUGUCAGAAAGUGCAGUUUUCAUUGAUGAAAUUGAUGAAGAAACAAUCACAAAAAGAAUUGAUGAAACAAGAUCAUUGAAUGAUUUGAUUGACAACUUAAAGAUUCCAUCACUUAAAUUAACUAUUGUUAUCAUUUCUAUUGUUGUUGGUAUUGUCAUUGUUGCUGCAGUUAUUUGUCUCAUUCUUUCACCAUCUUACAGAAACAGAGUUCAGAAACCAAUCAAACUACUUGAUGCUGUAAACUAUGCUUCUUAUUAUGCAACAGUUGCUGUAACAAUGGCUCAUCAAUAUAUACUAAGAACACUCAAUGUCAUCAAGUUCAAUGAUUUCAAGAUGACGAACUUUAACAACCAGGACACAUUGUUGGGUCAAAUCAAGUUUGCUAUCACUGAAAUCCUUGAUAAAAUGAAAAUAUUUUCUGAUUUUAGAGGAUACCAUUCAAAUGAUGAAUAUUUCGGACCAGCAAACAGUUAUUUGUUCAAUUCCUCUGUUCCUAUAGUUCUUUUCAACAACUAUUUUCUAAAUUCUACUAUGGAAAUGAGUUUAAGUGAUGCUUUGAAUAUGAUUGUUGUCAGAUUGACAGAAAUUGUUGAUUAUGAUCCCACUAAAAUUACAAAUUGGACAUUGUUGUCACCUUCAAUGAGAAAUCCUUUCUACAACAUCAAAUCAAUUGAUAAUUACAUGGCUGAUGUUUCUGAUUUAAUUGCCGAUUUCGUUACAGAAACAAUUGAUCAUACAAACCAUAUUUUGUUCAUUGCUGUCAUUGCCAUAUCUAUUUUGUUGGCUGUUAUUCUCUCUAUCAUUAUUUACAUCAUUUGGAAACGAAUCUCCAAAGAUAAGAACACUGUUUACAGAACACUGAUGGUAUUACCAAAGAACGUUGUCUCUCAAAUUUCUGAAGCUUUGAGAAUUGUCAAAACCGACGAAACCGCCACCAAAAAUAAUAACCUCAGAUCCAAUUCGAAUAUUUCCAGUGAAAUGGAGACAUCCAAACAAGAAGAGAACCUAUUAAAGGUAUUAACAGCAGCAACAGAUGAAAACUCAUCAGUUGGAGAGAUUUUGCAUCUGACAAUUUGCAUGUUAAUCAUCAUGGUUUGUUGCAUUCUCAUUGAAGUGUCAAUGACUAAAUUGUACAUGGACCAAGGCAACGCCAUUUCAAAGAAUUCAAGACAUGUACACAAUAUCAUGGCAACAGCAACAUUUUUGGAUUUAAUGACAAUGAAUGUCAAUGAUCUCGCAUCUAUAUUAAAGAACAAGACAUUCACUGAUUUCCUUCCAUUAACGCCUCUAAUAAUUAUGACAAAUGUUGCCGCUAAAUUCAAAAUGAUGGAAGUUUACAAUGACAAUUUGACUGAAUUUUAUUCCGCUUUGAGAUUUGGUGAUGACAACUCUCUUCCUUUCCCUGAUUUCAGAGAUUUAGUUGUCAAAGCUAAAGAAUUAGCUAAUUGCAACACAACGAAACUCUAUGAAACAAUGGAAGAAGGCUUCAACUGUUUCUCACCUGAUAUCAUCAUCAAAUACGCAUAUUAUCACUUGCAUUCUAUCAUUGAUGCAUCAAUUGUUACAGCUGCAAACACCAGUAUGCGAUUAAUCCCUCCUCCAAGAGUUGAUGAUCUUAUAUUGUUUAAUGAGAUCGCUGUAUUCAGAAUUUUCGAUGAUUUCUUGUAUCCUGGUUCUGAAGUUGUUGGUGAAAUGGUUGAUGAUUUAAUCAGAGACAAAUUCCCUGUUUGGGGAUCAAUCAUCGGUGUAAGUCUCUUCUGUAUCAUUGUUUCUUAUUUCGUGAUUAUUUACUUCACGAAACAAAUUCACAAGAAGAUGAAGUACACAUUGCAAUUGUUGUUGGCUUGCCAGACAUCGAUGGUCAUGCAGAACUCAUACAUCGUUUCUGUUCUCACAGGAAACUUCAGCCAAAACAAUGGUGAUUCGUCAACAAGAGAUGCACAGUUCUAUGACAAUUUGGUCGAAGAACUUCCUGACGCAAUCAUUGUUGCAAACGGACAGAACUACACUGUCAAAUCAAUGAACAAAGCAGCAAUUGCAUUGUUCAACAACGAAUUGAUUGGACAGAGUAUUUCUAGUUUCAUUCAAUCAACAAAUUUCCAACCAGAAACUAACUCGAAAUUGCAGAAAUUGUUUGAUCCAACAACAAAGAAUGCAACAUGCGGAAUACAGUUUAUCAAGGGAGAUCCUGAUAAGCAGUUCUUGUCCAUCUCAAGAACAUCAGCAUUGACAGGAGAAGAUGUCAUCUUCACCAUCAGAAACUCAACACAAAUAUUCAUGUACAAUAAAUUGAUUUCUGAAGAAAGAGCUAAAAGUGACAGAUUAUUAGCUUCUAUUUUGCCAGCAACAUUAGUACCAAGAGUACAAGCUGGCGAAAAGAAUAUUUCAUUCUCUGUUCCUUCAGCGACAAUUGUCUUCAUUGAUAUUGUCGAAUUCACUCCUUGGUGCUCUUCAAACACUGCACAAGUUGUCACAGGAACAUUGAAUGACAUUUUCACUGAGUUCGAUACAAUAAUUGAGUCAUUGCCUGUAAUGGAACGAAUUAAAUGCAUCGGUGACUGCUACAUGGCCGCAGGAGGUAUCUUCGCGGAAACUCCCAAUGUUUUACAGUUCGCAAGAGCUGCUGUUGACUUUGGUUUGGAUGCAAUCGCCGCAAUAGGAAGAGUCAACGAGAAACAUGGAAUGUCUCUGAGAGUAAGAGUUGGCGUUCACAUCGGUGGACCAAUUGUUGCAGGUGUUAUUGGUACAGGAAAGCCAACAUUUGAAAUAUUUGGCCCUGCAAUUUCAAUGGCCCAACAAAUGGAACACAACGGCGUUCCAAUGAAAGUACACGUUUCUAGAUCUAUCUACGAAUUGAUUUACGGUGGUACAUAUAAGAUAGAAGAACGUGGUGAGAUACAGAUCAAACAAGGAAAGGCUUUGACUUAUCUCGUUGAUAGAAGUUAA